Messenger RNA from Lactuca saligna, 417 nucleotides. Lineage: Eukaryota; Viridiplantae; Streptophyta; Magnoliopsida; Asterales; Asteraceae. The record is from the annotation of a GenBank genome assembly.
AUGAACGAUGAUAUGGAAUCUCAAAUUGAUUUUCCCAUCACACCUAUAGCAUUUCUUUUUUGUUGUUUUGAGAAGAUCGAGAAAUCUUUGAUCUCAGACAGUGCAGUUAAUCAGAAGGUCUUUUCAUUUUACUUAAAACUUUCCAUUUUGAACCCAUACGAUUGGAUCUACUUGUUCAACCUUGUUAUGAAAGAUGAAAAGAAGUAUGAUCCUAUUGUAGCGCAUUUGAAAAGAAUGAUCAUCUGCUACAUCCUGGUAAUUGCAAAAACAUAUGUAGUGAUCACAUCAAUUCUGAAAAAGAGGCCCAUUCUAGAAUUGGAAGAGAAACCAAAGGAUAUUCAAAAUCUGAGAGUAAGAGUUAUCCAAAAUGAGAAUUUGAGCAUCAUUUACAAUAGAAAAGAAGGACAAGCAGUCUAG